GUCAAACAAUUCGGUUAGUCGUUCGGAAGUCGUUGGCCUGAUCGCGAGAUGGUGUCGCUGUUGCUUUUGGUGAUUACGGUUGCGAUCUUGUCGGUGGCAAUGAUCGUGACCGGGAACGCGAGGAGGCUGGAAGAUUCGUUGGCGAAUGACUGUGACAUACCGCGGGAGUUGGAGAAGGGAGUUUGUCGAAGUGCUGGAGACUGCCCCGCAUACCUGAGGAUCGCGAACGAGAGUGGACUGAAUCUGAUUGGUCAGGUGGAGUUCGAGGAGGCUAUACGGUGCGGGAAACGGGACGGUUCGGAGGUUUGUUGUCCAACGGGAGAGACUUAUAAAUUUCACGAGGUAGAGGAAGAUGAGUUCUGUGGGAUUCAGGUUCCGACGUUUCGGAUUCGAGGUGGGGCUAUAGCGGAAAUCGACGAGUUUCCGUGGACCGCCAUGCUUCUACGGCAACAUCGUAACUCCGGUGGGCUUUACUACCAUUGCGGAGGGGCCUUGAUCAGCCGAACCUUCGUUCUAACGGCAGCUCACUGUAUUUCUCCGGACGCGGACGGGAAAAGGCAGGAUAUACUCAAAUUUGUACGUCUUCGAGAGUACAACAUUUUUCAGGACCCGGACUGUAUGUUGGAAAGUGGAUUCCUGGACUGCUCUGACGAGAAGCUUGACUACAAACCACGAAAGCUGCUGAUCUAUCCGGGUUUUAAUCUGGACCCGGCGAACCGGGAUCACGAUCUGGGACUGAUUCGAAUCGAUCCUGUUCCAUCGUAUUCGGACUUUCUACGGCCGAUUUGUCUACCCGAACCGGAGCUGGACAACGGAGCACGUCCGGGUGGAGUCUACAGUGUUGCCGGUUGGGGGCAGACAGAUUUCUUCAACGAAGGUCUCGGCUCGAUCAGUUUUAGUCCGAUCAAGCUGAAGGUAGUGCUGCCGUUUGUUGAUUCAGAACGGUGCCGGGAAGUGUACGAAACUAUGAAGGUUCAACUGCACGGAUCGCAGCUUUGUGCCGGAGGCCGAAAGGCUAAGGAUUCCUGUGCGGGUGACAGUGGAUCUCCGCUGAUGCAUUACGAUCGGGCGAAGGCGGUUUGGGUGUUGGCCGGUGUGGCCAGUUUUGGCGUUCGGGAUUGUGGUAGAGCUGGCGUCCCCGGUGUCUAUACCAGUGUGAGGGAGUAUUUGACGUGGAUAAAGCAAAAUAUACAAAAUACUUGAAAAAAAACGAAAU
Messenger RNA from Topomyia yanbarensis, 1216 nucleotides. Its product is annotated as CLIP domain-containing serine protease B8-like. Gene Ontology annotation, molecular function: serine-type endopeptidase activity. Gene Ontology annotation, biological process: proteolysis. The coding region runs from base 49 to 1203 and encodes 384 amino acids. The transcript has 5 exons. The record is from RefSeq and is a predicted model, not a curated record. NCBI's taxonomy places the organism in Eukaryota, Metazoa, Arthropoda, Insecta, Diptera, Culicidae.